Pseudovirgaria hyperparasitica is the source of this 1513-nucleotide messenger RNA. RefSeq lists its product as uncharacterized. The coding region runs from base 356 to 1513 and encodes 385 amino acids. The record is from RefSeq and is a predicted model, not a curated record. NCBI's taxonomy places the organism in Eukaryota, Fungi, Ascomycota, Dothideomycetes, Acrospermales, Acrospermaceae. The transcript has 2 exons.
AGAUCCGAUCGCAUGACGAAAGUGAAAAGUCUCACUCACCGCUCCAUAUUGCGCUUUUCGCAGUUCACUCAAUUCACUUUGCUGCAAAGUACCCGCUCGGACCACCGUUACUGCCUGUACACGUCACUGGACCAGAAGAAUUGAGUGCAGCAACUGAUUCACUUCGAGUCCCUAUCUCAUAUAUAGUCUUCGCCCACCUCUAACUUUCUACCUUCCUACAACCUUUUCUCUUGUGACAAACUGUGACAUUCUCUCAGCUUGUCAAUAAGAGACCUGUUACAUCAUACUCUGUCUUCAUCGCUUCGUUCACCGCUCAGAUCUCGUGUACAGUACGCGAUACUCGGCCGAUUGUACAAUGUCUUCAUCUCCAAUCGACGUUCCAGCUUCUGUGGACUCUGCGGCGAAUAUGGAUGAAUCUUCGGCUCCUGUCGGUCCUUCAGCUCCCAUCGACAUUCCUAAUGCUAAGGUCGAAGGCAGCCGCAAAGGUAAGAUCGUUUCUCUCAGUCCUAUCAGCCGCAGGCUGUGGUCCAAUCGAAAGCUGAUCGCGUUUGGUGAAGAUGGCAAUCCAUUUCCGGAUGGACCUCCACCAAGCUCAACUCCGUCUGCCGCCCAAGUCAUGACUGCGUUCAACCUUCCGAUUCGCCGUCGCUCUGACACUGUGAGCACCGAUUCUAGCAGCACUGUUGGCGCGACUGUCCCUGUCAACACUCCCGGACCUCGUUCUAUCACCGGCUUCGCUGGUGAGCCAGUCCAGAUGAGUCUUCCCGUCGACGUUUCCCGCGUCGCUACUCGCCUCGAUGCCAUUGAAGAGCAUCACAACGACGCCGUGAGCCUUGAUUUCAGCAGACAUGGUCGUACCAACCCCGACAACAGUCCAUUCGGCUCGCCAACUCCCAGUCUAUACGCUCAACCGACAGUACCCAUGUUGGGUUCUUCUUUCCACACCAUCAUUGCCGCUGAGUCUAGCGUUACGUCUCCGCGUUCCGUCAGGUCCGCCACACCCUCCAUCUCAGAGGGUGAUACUGAAGGUAAUCGAGGACUUAUCCACGUUGCUCUCGGAAGCCCUCGUAGCCGAGUACUUCUUCCAGACAUCAGCUCACGCAUGUCAGGCUCCCCUCGCCGUGUCGCUCUCUCCACUUCGCUGGCCACCCUCCGCCCGGACAACGCGUCCAGACUCCGGCUGAUCCUCCCUGGCCAACUUGGCCACCCUGGCCCCUGUGGUCCGGGAGUCUACGAACACACGGAUUGGUCCAACUACGCCUUCGAGGAUGUAGAGAAGGGCCUCGUCAAGCUCGAGAACCUGGCGCAGGACUUGUCCGAGCGCGAGCCACGCUUCUCAAAGGAGGAGCAUUACCGUGUCCUGCUGACCGAGGCCCUGAACAAGCAGGGUCGCAUCAACCCAUUCCGCGGCAACGUGGGUGGGAUUUCCGUACCAAGCCUCGCAGAGUUCGAGGAGCUGAAGCUCCGAAUGGAGCAGUUGGAGGAGGUGGUGAGGGGGAUGAGGGGGGUUUGA